AUGUAUCUUCAUUUGGAUCUCUGCUAUGGGGACGAUGACCCUCUGUCUUGGCCUCAACCAUACAUCUCUCAACAUUGUCAUUUCCCCAUUAUUCGUUCUGCACUAUUGAACCCAUCUGAUUCCCAUCCCGAUGCUCUGCUAUACUGGCUUCCAGGCAAGACUGACUUCUACGAAGCUGAUUCUGCUGGUGAAUGUAGGGGUCCCAGAUUCCUACUCCAUCAUAAGUUUGUCUGGUUCCAAAAAUGGGUAGAUAAAACCAUAGAAUGUGGGAAGGGAGCAACAUUUUCUGAAGGGGCUGAGGAUUUAAAGCAUGGCUAUAUGGUGUUGCUCCAUGACCUUCUGGAACACCUUCAGCACCUUCCCAUGUCUCUUGAAAAGGUGCAAUUAAGUGUGCAGGAGACUCAGCAUGUUGUACUCUAUUUGCAGGUGCUGAUAGAUUAUAUGUUGAUCUAUAAACCCCAUAUGGAUACUGCAGCAGACAGUUCAGUGCCACAAAAAGCAGAUCCUGAGCUGAUGGGAGCAUUUACGAAUGAUGCUCAGAUUGUGCAGAGCUUUUUCCAUGCAGGGAUUCCAGUGUGGAUCAUUCAGCACAUUGAUCAACUUCCAAACAUCCGUAUCGACAAGACAGAUCAUUUCCGAGAGCUGCAUUUCUUCAUGCCCCUUGACCAGCAUCAUGCUAAGUUCUGCCCUAUCUUCAAAGGUCAUGGAUUGACUGCCAAAAAAUACUAUGCCUUUGACAGGUUUACACAUAGCCAUGUCUGA
Messenger RNA from Desarmillaria tabescens, 762 nucleotides. RefSeq lists its product as uncharacterized. The transcript has a single exon. Lineage: Eukaryota; Fungi; Basidiomycota; Agaricomycetes; Agaricales; Physalacriaceae. The coding region runs from base 1 to 762 and encodes 253 amino acids. The record is from RefSeq and is a predicted model, not a curated record.